Molecule: messenger RNA, 1600 nt
Organism: Punica granatum (pomegranate)
Lineage: Eukaryota; Viridiplantae; Streptophyta; Magnoliopsida; Myrtales; Lythraceae
Source: RefSeq, a predicted model, not a curated record
AUCCAUCGCGAAGAAAUUUUCAAUAGUAGUUAGUUAUGUAAUUGGUUGAUGAUACUGAAUUGCGGCAAGGCAACGGACCUCUCCGUCUGAAUUGGCUCGUGGCUUUAUUCGGCAUGAAUGAUGCCAUGCUGAUGCGGUUGUCAAUGGAGACUUUACGAGGAGUGAGGGAGUUAUUGGGACUUAGAUUUUCCGGAUUGGGAAAGAGAGCUGCUGGAAGAAGAGUUGUAUUUAUAAAGUCUGUCCGGACCAACUCCGGGAUGACGGCACCCGGGACUGUUCCCAUAAGUCCACAGAUCAAUAAGCCUUUGGAUAAGGACAAUAAGGUGGUCCCUGAUGCAGACCCUCCGUCCGCCAAUGACGUCAACCUCUUGUAUCAGUUCAUUGAUCAAAGUAAAAAGCUCAUGGUGAUGACUGGAGCAGGGAUAAGCACGGAGUGUGGAAUUCCUGAUUAUAGAAGUCCCCAUGGAGCUUAUAGUACAGGUUUCAGACCAAUUACCCACCAGGAAUUCAUUCGCUCUAGGCGGGCACGAAGGCGAUACUGGGCUAGAAGCUAUGCUGGAUGGAGAAAAUUUACUGCGGCACAGCCUAGUCCAGCUCAUCAUGCAUUAGCAUCGCUUGAAAUGGCUGGGCGGAUAGAUUUUAUGAUAACACAAAAUGUUGAUAGGUUGCAUCAUCGUGCUGGUAGCAAUCCCCUGGAGUUGCAUGGAACUGUGUAUAGUGUAAUUUGUAUUGAUUGCGGCUUUUCCUUUUGUCGGGAGCUGUUUCAGGAAGAAGUGAAGGCCCUCAAUCCGAAGUGGGCAGCUGCAAUUGAAAAUUUGGACUGUGGAAGCCCUGGCUCGGACAAAAGCUUUGGUAUGAAGCAGAGGCCUGACGGUGACAUCGAGAUUGAUGAGAAAUUCUGGGAGGAAGAUUUCAAUAUACCUACCUGUCAAAAAUGCCGGGGGGUUCUCAAACCUGAUGUCAUAUUUUUCGGGGAUAAUGUGCCCAAAGAUAGAGCUGAUAGAGCAAUGGAGGCAGCCAAAGGGUGUGAUGCUUUUCUCAUGUUGGGAUCAUCUAUGAUGACUAUGUCUGCUUUUCGGCUUGUCAAGGCAGCUCAUGAGGCAGGUGCUGCUACAGCGAUUGUAAAUAUAGGUCCGACGCGAGCAGAUGACAUUGUGCCGUUGAAAAUUAAUGCCCGACUGGGAGAGAUUCUCCCAAGGGUGCUAAACGAAGGUUCCCUAAGUAUCCCAGCUCUCCAAUGAUCAUUAUUUGCAUAUAAAGUGGAAUCUCAGUGUAAUGACCAACCGUGCUCAACUUGUUCCGCCAUGGCUCUUUCAUUUGGCUAGGCUGCUUACGAUCUCCCGGAAAUUUUAAUUGGAUGUAAUUUAAUCAUAUCGGAUUAGGACUCUACGUGAAAUUGAUGUCCGCACUGUUGCCUAUUUAAUUGACAUAUCAUAAUAAGGCCGGACCAGUUUGUUCAAGUUGGUCUGCAGAAACAUUGGAUAGUUCAGUUCAACUGGUUGUACUGUAUCAACAUGUCUAAGCGAGGGCAUUCCUAAUUUUUAGGGGCAGAUCUCGCGUUCACUAUGGAAUGUUGAAGAUACGCUGUUGAUUCAUGUGA